Molecule: messenger RNA, 5102 nt
Organism: Diorhabda carinulata
Lineage: Eukaryota; Metazoa; Arthropoda; Insecta; Coleoptera; Chrysomelidae
Exons: 2
Coding region: 3368-5056 (562 amino acids)
Source: RefSeq, a predicted model, not a curated record
UCACGAUAACUUCAAUCUCAUUUAUUAGAACGUAUGAAAUGAAAUAAGUUAAUAGCAGCCAAUUAUUUGCUAGAAAUUAAUACCAUUAACGGAAAAAUUAUAUAUCUCUAAAGUAAUUAAAUUUAAAAAUAAACUCUGCGCCUCAUUUCCGCUUGUGUUAUUUGUACAGUGAGGCAUAGGCAACAUUGUAAAAUGUUUAUUACAGUCGACUUUGUAUGCGCCGGUUCGAGUCUAUAUUUAGUUUUUACAUGAAAUAGACUUUUUAAAAUACACAGUUACGUAAAGAAAUUUAGUGAUUGGCAAGCCUCAAUUAAUUAAUUAUUGAGAAAGCAAUUUGGAUGUCAUACUAAUUGGUGAUUACAAUUUCUCCCAAUUUAUUGAUGAGAGCGAGCGAAGUAGGACGUGCUACAACUGACACACAGUGCGAGGCGCUAGGCUAUGUAACAGCAAGCUCCCUACACUGAUGCAGAGGAUAUUGGGCCGUGCCCAAUCGACAAAAACGAAGUAGAAGAUCAAGAAGAGCCUAAUUUGUCAUCCUGAACCAACCAGUAUGAAUUGGGAGAUACAGGAUAGUAAUGAAGAAAAAAGAGCAAAUUCUGCUAGCACUGGUUGAGGUUUACUCUUCACCCCAGGGGAAAAAACAUUAACUGUGAGAUGUGCAAGGAACUUAGAACGAUCAGUGAAUUCGAUUUUCGAAUCUAAUUCUGAAGCCUACUAACUAUUAACUUAAACUUGUGAUAUACUAAUAUAACUUCUUGGGCAAAUGGAUUUUUAAAUUAUUUGUCUCAAUUAAGAUUCGAAGACUUUUAAUAGGGGUGUUUGUGACUUGGCUCGUGAGACGCUUGCGGUUUCCGUGUCCAUCUAUGUCAGUUUGUGACACACAAGAACAGAACGUCAAUCAUGAAAGAGCUAGGUUUUGAAAGCUGUGACGUUAUGAGUUUUUUUUGUACUAGAAGAUUGAUCGUCUACACGACACAAUGACCAGACGCUUCUGAGUUACAGAAUGGAUACAAAACCAGAUGAUUUUGGAAACUUUCUAUGAAUGAUUGAAUGAUUGAUUCUCAGAUUCAAUACCUCUUACAAAUGUGGGUCGAAUUUGAAUUCAAAAUCGGACACAAACACUAAACUCCAUACUGUUGUUACGACCUUUUGGUUUCACUAACGAUUUCACGACUAAAAUCAAACAUGUUUCAUUCGUCUACAUUGAAUCACUCCACGUCGAAAUGCACAAUUAUUUGGCCAGUAGUAGUAAGUUGCCAUAAUUAAUGAAAGUCGUAUUUUAGCCACAAUUUGUAUUUUGAAUCUUAGACUUGACCCUUGAUAUUUUUUUUUUCGUAAUGAUUUGUCUUGAUUUUAGGUCUCUUGUGAUAGAUUUGAAGUUUCGACCUAUUUCGUUCUUUAUCAAAAUAGAUCGAAUCGUCAAAUUUUGACCCGUUAUUUUGAAAUGAUUUUCUAUCACAAGAGACAUGAUACAUCCGAGGAAUCUGAAAUAUUAAAGGCAUCGGUUCCCACUAAUAGAGAUAAUUUACCACAGAAGAGAAAAAGGAGAUAAAGAAUUUUUGAGGCAGUAGCUCCGGAAGAAAUUAAUUAUUCAGAAAAACCAAAAAUAACAAGUAAUUUGGAUUUGAUGGCUGAUGAAUUGAAAAUAUACUCUCCAAUAAUUCACAAUUCUAUAGAGAAAUUGAUAUAUGGAUGACACUCCAUCUGAUGAUGAUAAUGAUUAAAAAACAUUGAUUUUAUAAACUAUUAUGGAAAUCUGUAAUGUCAUCAAUGUUUUUUAUACUUUAUAAUAACUUGUGAAUGAAUAAUUUUAUUUUUAAUUUUGUACCAUUCUAUUCAGUUUUUUUAUAACUUGUUUUAAAUUAUUAAUUCCAUCAAGUCCUCCCACACUGUAUUAUUUGUAAUGUUCAUAAUUUGUAAACUAGGUUCUAAAAAUAUUAUAAAAAUGAAGUUUGCUAUCAAAAUGUUUUUGUUUUUCAAAAACCCAUCCCUUAUUUAUGAUAAAUGUCAUAGAAAGUUAUUAAUUAUUAAUUUUUUGAUAGAUGGCGGUAGCUACGCCGUUUGCUUUUAUCGUAGAGUCAGCACCAAUUAAGCCUCUCAUUUUCAAAUAAACAUCAGUAGCAUUCCGUUAUAAGGGCAAGGAUAUUUUUUCUUCCAAAAAUAAAUAUUAAUCAUAACACAUCAUUUUUAUAUCCUCAAACUUAAAGCUUGUCAAAGAAAGACUAUCGAUAUUCCAGCUCUAAUAGGUUUUCUGAUCCAUUUGUACAUUGACCGGUUUCAAAUCUAAUCCGGCUCGAAGGACCAUGGAUACGAACUACUCAAUUGUUUCUUGGUUUUCUUGAACUAGAUUUUAUUGUUUAUUCUCUAUUUUUAAAAAAUACAAACGAUAAUAUAUUUUACAUAUCUUUCGUUAGCACAUGGUUUUUUAGCGCUACCACACAGCACAAAAUGUCUUGUUACUUGUCAUCUGUGACAUUUCAUAUUCUUUAUACCCAGUAAAAUGAUUAAUUUUAUUUGAAUUUAAUAGUUUGCAUGCAAUGUUAAAAUUUUAUUCAACUUGAAUGACCUUCAUUUGCAGAUAGUACCUAUAUAGAUACAGAUAAAGAAAAUAUUUUAUGAAAAGUCGUUUCAUACUAAAAACAUUAUUAACUAGUAAUAUUUUCGUUCUCAAUCGUAAUACCAGGCAAGCAGAUUCCCAAACCGAGAAAAAUCGUUUUUACUUAAACCAGAGCUUACUUUUUUUUCUGGUCAAUGAAUGAUCGUUCGCUUUACCCCUUCUAAGCCAGGAUAGCACAAUCCCAAGCAACCACCACAUCCCCAGCCCUGCAGAGGAGCAACUGCUAUAUUAGGGCCAAAUCCUGUGGAGGUUUCAACUACAUAAAGAAAAUAUCUUCAUUGUGGACUCUAUCUUUAUUUUUUUUAUCAUUUGAAUCAACAAAAUUUUUAUACAGAAGUUGGAGAAGAUUACACUUUUUCCGCGAUCCUCAUCCAUAUUUAAAGAAGAAGAAACUUCCGAUGCUGCCAAUUUGUCAUGGUUUUUGGAGUGUAUUCAGCAAACCUUCCUAUGAAAAAUUUCCUUCAUCGUACCUGAAAACCAUCCAACGAAACUCUGUCUCUGACUUAAACUUAAAGGAUUCUUAGAGCAGGCUUUAAGCUCAAUAGCCGAUUAUGAAACACACUUAUAAAAUCAAAAGCUUAAGGUUGAAAGUCACUUCAAUUUCAUUAUAAAACCGACAGUAAGAAGUAAAAACUUUAAGGAAAUUAAACUUCCAUUUAUAUACAAAUAAAGAACUCGUUAUUUGUAAUUCAGUAUAAAUUCGUUCUGACAUUACAGAUUAAUUUUAAUGUUUUUUUCUUCAGGUCAACAAUGGAUAUAUCCUUGAACUACUAUGAAGUAUUGGCGGAUUCUUAUGUAAACACAAUUCUCGAAUCGGGGCUACUUUUGGACGAAGACUUGCAAAUUCUAUUCAAUUACUAUAAACCUAAUAACCCACUCACGUUUCCUAAAUAUAAACCUUCUAGUGCUUUAAAAUUGAGCUUAACAUUUUUAUUGGGCAACUUAUUAUUAAUAAAAAAAUUGCAUAAAGCUUUUCUGCUACCUCCCAUAAUCGCAACUGGCAUAUCUACGUACUUUGAAAUAAAAAAAUAUAAGAGACGUGGCUUUCAACAAUUAUUAUUGCAGGAUAUGGUGGAUAACUUUAAAAAUAUCAAUAAUUUGAAUAAUUUCAUCAAAAAGUAUAUAAAAACAAGAAUUGAUGUUGAAAAUAAAAGUCAAAAUAAUCUAUUCAGUGGUUAUACUAAACAAAUCGAUAUAUUUUUGAAAAAUACCCUCUCAAAUGAAAAACUGUAUUUUGAUAAAAUGAUUAAAACCAUAGGAAUGAUUGUUAAUUUCUCAGAAAAUCUCGUGGAUGAUUUCAAUUUAUUCAAAUACUUUCAACCGUUAAACGAUUUAAAUCGAUUCGAUAACCUACAAGAUGGAUUAGAUUUUUUGAAUAAAAUCAAAGAUAUUCAUGUGUGGUUAACAUCAAAAUUAUUCAGUUACUUAAGUAUCAUGUUCCUCUGUCCAACUGAUCAACUCACUGAUAAAGUAUACGAAAGAAUCAUAGACAAAUUAAAUUCCUUGUUGAAUUUCUUGAAACAGCAUUAUAAUAUAACAAAGAAAGAAUUUUAUACUUUAAGAAACAUCGAUGCGAAAAUCAACGAACUCAAAUCAAUUAAACCAAAACGUUAUAUCUCUAAUAAUCUACACAAAACAUUGUUAUCUGCUAUUGAUAAUAUUUCGGUUAUAUCUGAAAAAUAUCAUACUAUUAUUACUGAGAUAGAAACUACCGAUGACCCGCCUUCUGAAACGUUACAAACCGCUUUAAUCGAUUUAAGGAAUCACACAUUCGCUGCGUACGAAUCACUAGAUCUCUUGUGUAGAUUAUACGGUAUUCUAAUCACGCAAUCAACUUCCGAGAAUAACGAAAUCCCAAAAGUAGAACAACACUCCCGAGAUUUUAUAAACGUGAAUUAUCACCACGAUGAUGUAACUUAUGUACCGGAAGAAAACUUCGAGCUUUAUUUGGAAAAAGAUUAUGACAAUGCCGCUGAUGAACCGAGCUCAUAUCAAAAAGAUAAUACUGAGGCUUACUUAAGUUUGAUGUUACAAGAAUUAAAACAGUCUCUAGGUAAACACGAACGAUUCAUAGAAGCAAGAAAAAGAAGGGGUAGUAUAGAUGUGAAUGUGGUUGCCGAAAAAAUUGAAACUGUGAUUCCCAGUUUCAAUUUGAGCGCCUUAAAGUCUGUUAAAACAAUAGAUGUUGAUGAAUCAGAUCAAAUCAAUGAUGUAACGUUAAAGACAAAUUCUUCUGUAUCUCCUCCUCCUCCUCUUCCUCCUCCUCCUCCUCCUCCUCCUCCUCGAUUACCAAUUACGUCGUUUAAUGUACAAGAUUUAUCUAUGGAAACACCACAACCUAAAUCGAUGUUUGAUGGUAUUAAAACAUUGUCAAGUCAAUUGAAGAUGAAAGAAGAAAUAUAUGAAGAAUCUAUAGAUGGAAACGGAAAAAAAGACUGAGAUAAAUUCUAAUGUUUUUCUAUUGAUCAAUAAAUUGUUUUUCAUA